Messenger RNA from Cucurbita pepo subsp. pepo (vegetable marrow), 934 nucleotides. RefSeq names its product large ribosomal subunit protein uL6c. Gene Ontology annotation, molecular function: rRNA binding; structural constituent of ribosome. NCBI's taxonomy places the organism in Eukaryota, Viridiplantae, Streptophyta, Magnoliopsida, Cucurbitales, Cucurbitaceae. Gene Ontology annotation, cellular component: ribosome. The record is from RefSeq and is a predicted model, not a curated record. Gene Ontology annotation, biological process: translation.
UCUGCACCUUAUCCUUCUCGGCAACUCCUUGUCUGCAAGGCGCUGUGUCAUCUUCUUCGGAAUCGGACCCUGAAGGGGUCUCUCUCUCUAUCUCUCUCGUAUUGGGUGUUCUAUUGGCGACUGAAAAUGGCGGUCUCUUCUACUCCGUGUCUCCGUCAUCGAAGUUUGAUUGCUAACAAUUUUCGGUCUACAUUUUUGGGAGAGAAAAAUGGAUUCACCAUUUCUACAAUGCCUGUAAGUCAUACUGGUUUCUUGAGGAAGACUAUAGAAUGCAAGGAAUCACGAAUUGGCAAGCAACCAAUUCAAGUGCCAUCCAAUGUAAACAUCACAUUGCAGGGUCAGGAUUUGAAAGUUAAGGGUCCUUUGGGAGAACUCUCAAUUCUUUAUCCACGAGAAGUGAAGAUUGAGAGGGAAGAUUCUGGGAUCCUUAGGGUUAAGAAGGCACUGGAGACAAGAAGAGCCAACCAAAUGCAUGGCCUUUUCAGGACCCUUACGGACAAUAUGGUGGUAGGAGUGUCAAAGGGGUUUGAAAAGAAACUUCAAUUGGUCGGUGUUGGUUAUCGAGCGAUGCUAGAAGGAAAAGACUUGGUAUUAAAUCUUGGGUUCUCUCAUCCUGUUAGAAUGGCCAUUCCUGAAGGACUUCAAGUAAAGGUGGAAGAAAACACCAGAAUUACAGUCAGUGGAUAUGAUAAAUGUGCCAUUGGUCAGUUUGCUGCUUCCAUUAGACAAUGGAGGCCCCCAGAACCGUAUAAGGGUAAAGGAGUGAAAUAUGCUGAUGAAAUUGUUAGAAGAAAGGAGGGGAAAGCAGGGAAGAAGAAGUGAUGGUUCAUAAUGCAUUGUUGGUUUUUCUCUGUUUUUGAAACAUUUGCUUGUUUCUUUUAGUAUCAGAAAGGAUUAUUGGCAACAUACUUUAUGAGAGUUCUUUUUUUACCUC